This is a messenger RNA of Apis mellifera (honey bee), 5192 nucleotides long. It is a transcript of the gene GAPcenA, whose product is annotated as rab GTPase-activating protein 1-like. Bases 388 to 3540 code for a protein of 1050 amino acids. NCBI's taxonomy places the organism in Eukaryota, Metazoa, Arthropoda, Insecta, Hymenoptera, Apidae. The transcript has 18 exons. The record is from RefSeq and is a predicted model, not a curated record.
AUUCAUUGUAACAAAGCAGACUUCCGGGGCCUUAGUACUCGAAUGGCUGACGCCAAGGUUGCCUUUUCUGUCAAAUGAAAUUAUUUCUGACGCGAGUGAAAUCAUGUAAAUGUUCAUCGAUACUACUGAAAAAUUAUUUAAACGUGGUACAUCGAUGCGUGGAUUGUGGAAUUGGGGUGUGUCCAUAGUUUUAAUCAACAAUAACGCAAGAAGAGGCACCGGUGUCUUUUCAAAUUUUGGAUCCAUCGAGAGGGUAAUCCCUAUUCUUUGCUAGGGGUACGAAUAAAAGCAAACAACUAAAAGUGUUCACCAGCGAAAACCAAGGAAUAAGUCUGCUUAAGAAUGCAAUUCAGAUGAUCCGAAAUACUUGACAGCCAAAUCGACAUUAUGAAUUCGAACAUAGUUAUGGAGGAUAGUAUGAGUGUUAAAUCAAUGGAAUCAGUGGCAACAAGUGAUGAAUAUGAAUUUGUAAAUGACAGAGGUAAUGGAAAACAUCAACAAGCAUUGAUUGAACAACCAAUGCUAAAAAUUGCCAAUAACGGCAAUUUUGAAGAUCUGCAAAAUAAUCUUCGUGAGGUAUUAACAGAAGAUUCAAAGAUGGAAAGCAAUGAAUAUAAAAUUGUAAGCAGUGCACAACAAACUCAACCAAAAUCUAAAAAAGUAGGCCAAAGUAAGUUUUAUGAUGUAAGUUCUUGUAUGGUUGCAUCUGAAAAGCAAGAUAUCAUGAAACCAGAAGAUUAUAUUGAUGAAGAAAUAAAUUCCUUGGCUCAUGUUCAACAAGAAUGCACUAUUUUUAAUGGUGUAACUUAUUUGGGAUCAGCAACAAUAAAUGCACCAAAAUCAGAAUGUGAAAUACAACGUAAUAUGAAUAUAUUAAAUGCAGAACAAUCUCUUAAUUUGGGAAUUAAAGUAUCUGUUUCUGUACCUAGUAGUUCUCAAGGUUCUGUUGUAUUAUAUGAUGCUGCUACUCAACAACCAAUGGCACAUUAUGAAGUACAACGAAUUUUGUUUUAUGCACGUGGUGAAAGUAUUGGUCCAUGUGCAGCAUGUUUUGCUUUUACAUGGUCACAUGGAGAUACAUUGGAAUCUGCAAUUUAUCAGUGUCAUGUUUUUCGAUGUGAUAUACCAGAAGCAGUAGGACAAGUUUCUGCUUGCUUUUCCAAAGCUUUUCAUAGAAUACCAAGAUCAAUGACUAGUUCUUUAACAGGAAGUGAUUUCAAUGGUUUUAAUAUUGGAACUGAAAAGACUAAUUCUCGGGUAUUUAUUUUCGAAGUAACAAUGGAAAUAAAAGAAGAAGAUGGCAAAGGAGGUUUCAGUAUAGUUCCUAAGGACAGAAAUUGCUUCAAACUUCGAAGUAAUGUGGCUAAACAAGUGUGUUUAAGUAUUCAGCAAGUUUCUAGCAAAGAAGGAGGAAUUACUCUUGAAGUUGAAAGAUGUUUUGGAGUUCUUGUUAGUCCUGGUCGCAAUGUUAAACAUAGUGAUAUGCGCUUACUGGAAAUGCAAGUCAAUGCUGGUCCAUUAAUUCAAGAUAAACAAUGUUAUAACAUAUUUGGACAUUGGGAUCCUGCAGAUCCAGCCUUAGAAACUCUUAAUAUUGAAACUCCAAGAGAAGAAAAAAUUUAUAUGACAGUUGCUGUUGAUUUAGUAAUACGUGGUAUUCGAGAACCUGUUAGAUUUAUAAUAGAAACAUUAGUUAAAGUAUUUCCACAAAAUGAAAGAUUUUGGUAUUUUAAUAAACGAAAUCUUGUUCAACAAUUUUAUCUUAAUUCGAAAGAAAUAAUAUCCGGAGAUGGAACAGAAGUUCAUUAUGAAGUACAAAGUAUAGAAACUUCAGGAGAACUAGACAGAAACAGAUUAAAUCUUGCUCUUAAUUUAGCAUCACUAAUAAGAUCUCCUUCUUUAACUAGUAUUGAUACACUUACACCUAAAGAAGAAAUAGAUUCAGAUGGCGAUGAACCAAUGUUAAGUGGUACAGGUGAAGUAUCAAAAGAUUGUUCUGCUGAUGAACUAGCUAAUUGGGCAGAAGUACUUGACAGUUGGCAAGUAAAUGAACAGCGUCCAAAACUUCUUAUAAAACUUACAAAACAAGGUAUUCCUGAAGCUUUACGCGGUGAAGUUUGGCAACGUUUAAGUAAUUGCGAUAAUUCACAAGAAAUGAUGGAUAGAUACAGGACUUUAAUUACUAAGGAAAGCAGUUGUGAGAGCGUUAUUUUAAGAGAUAUUAAUAGAACAUUUCCUGCCCAUGACUUUUUCAAAGAAACAGGUGGUUUAGGACAAGAUUCUUUGUACAGAAUAAGUAAAGCAUAUGCAGUGUAUGAUGAAGAAGUAGGAUAUUGUCAAGGACUCAGUUUUUUAGUUGCUAGUUUAUUGCUUCACAUGCCGGAAGAACAAGCUUUUUGUGUUCUGGUUAAGUUAAUGUAUGAUUAUGGUCUAAGAGAUUUAUAUAAGGAUAGAUUUGAUAAUCUUCAUAUGAGAUUUUAUCAGCUUAAUAGAUUAAUAGAGGAUCAGCUGCCAGAAUUAUAUAAACAUUUUUGCGAUCGCGGUGUAGAAACACAUAUGUUCGCUGCACAAUGGUUUUUAACUCUGUUUACAGCUAGAUUUCCAUUAUAUCUUGUUUUCCAUAUUUUGGAUGUAUUUCUUUUACAAGGACUUGAUACAUUAUUCCAAGUUGCUCUUGCAUUAUUAAUGUUGUGCAAAAAGGAAUUACUCCAAUUAGAUUUUGAAAGUAUAUUAAAAUACUUUAGAGUGCAUUUGCCUAAACGUUGUCGAAAUGAAGAAGUAUCGCGUUACGUCAUGAAGUUAGCUUGUUCUGUUACUUUGAAGAAAUUGAAGAAAUAUGAAGCGGAAUUUAUGACAUUAAAAGAAGCACAAGAAAAUGCCGAUGAAUAUAGUAAUGAAGUGGAACAAUUACGAGGUACAGUAGCGCGGAAUGAAGAGGAAAAACAGAGAUUAGAAGCUGAAUUGAUUCAAGUCAAAGAAAUGUUGCAACGAGAAGUAGCAAGAGCAGAUGCGGAGAGUCGACGAAGUAAUAUCAUUAUUGCCGAAUAUAAGCAGAUUUGUCAACGUUUAGAAGAUGAUUAUAAUGCUGCAAAGACAACACUUAGUGAAUUACGAUCCAAAGUUUCAAAAUGUGAAAAGUGUAAAAAUUGCAUAAUGGAUUCAUCCAAUAUAUUGGCAGAUAUUGCACAUCCUUUAGAAAAUCGAAUAGAUCCUAUGUUACAUAGAGUACAAGAAAGAGUACGAGAAUUAGAAUUGGAAUUGGCUCAAACAAAACUGGCUCAUGUCGAAGCGGAAUGUAGAAAUCAAGAUUUAACGCAUCAAUUACAUGCAACCGCUUCCGAACUUCAAGCAGCAAGAAAUAGCUGGCCAUGGCUUAGUAAGACAUUAUCAAGCAUAAAAGAAGCGGCAAAUAAAAGAGAAGUAAUAACUCCUUCAUUAAUGAAAGAUUUGAGACGAGACAGUGCACCUGGAGGUGAAAUGCAUCACUUGAUACAUUCCCGUAAUCGUGAGACUCGAGAUAAUCUCAAAGAAAUUGUGUGAUUCAGCGAAGUUUUGGAAGAAGAGUUCAUAUUACAUGGAGAAGAUCUAUUUCAAAUACAAAUUCGAAUACAUAAUGUACGUCCAUAAUUACAUGUAGUAUUCUACUUGAUCUGUUUAUCAUACUCAGUAUAUUUUACAUCAGAUUCUUCACGUGCACUAUUAAUCGCGUGCUUUUAGCGUGAGCAGCUUUAUCCUACAUCUUUGAUAUUAAUCUUGAGAUAUUUCUUGUUAUAUUUGUUAAUUAUUUUAGUAUACUCAUUUUUCAAUUUAGUUUAUAAAUUUUCAAUAUUAUUUGAAAUUUAAUUUCUAUAUCUUAAUAAGGAAUUUCACAUGAAAUUAAAAUCUUAUAUUAAGUGAUAGAGCAUGCCUGGAGAUGCAAAAAAAUUUUACAAUAGAUGUUAGCGAUAAGUUCACUACGUUUUCUAUGAAACUAGUCUAAGAUGUGAAAAAUAGGAGUACUAUAGAAUUUACUGUAUAUAAAUAGCACUCUCAGGCUACUAACAAAUAUAACAGACUGUAGAAAUCAGAGAUUCUACAUUUAGUAAGUUGAAUCAUGUGAAAGCAGAUUAUAUAUCUGCAAUUUCAUUUAUCAAUUUUUUGUACGUAUUUAUUAUCGUGACAUUCCAAAAUCAUACAUGUGCGUUUUUUUAUUAAAAUUUUAUUUUAACCGAAACAUCAAGAGUUCUUGAUUAAAAAAUAUCUAUUAACAUAUGCGCUUUCACAGUUAACUUUAAAACGCAACGAGUAAAAUAGAUGAAAAGAAAUAUUUAACAUAAUUUUUAUAUAUAAUUCAUUUCAAUUGAUAGAUGCAAAAUAAUAUUGCAAAAUUUUUUAUGAUAUUAAUAAUUGGACAACAUAACAUAACAGUUAAAGUAGAUACGAUAUUUUUGCAAUAAAAUUUUUCACUUAUGUUAUUUUUUUUCUUUUCUUUUAAAUAGUUUGAUUAUGAUGAUAAGUUUAUAAUUUAUAAACGAUACAUAUAUGCGUGACGUUUAAAGAUAUAUUUAUUUACUAUUUGCGCUUUUUUUUUUGACAAAGUCUAUACAUGUUAGAUCUAAGGCCAUAAAUUAUGUUAAGGCACUACUUGAAGUUAGGAUUUAAUCAGAUGUUUAAUAAAAAUUUAUGUUACAAUAAGAUGGAAUAAUAAAUAUUUAAAAAUGUUUGUGAAAGAAUAAUUUAAAUUGUAAAUCUAGCUUUGUAAUUAGUGCAAUUUAUUUGAUGAAUUGAUUAUAAUUUAUUUUGCAUCUUUUGUACUGAAUUUUUGUCAGUAAUUAAUAUAGUGCCAUUAUCUUGCAUCGUAAAAUUUACGGAAGAGAUUGGUAAUGAUUUUUUCUUGUUUUUCCUUUAAAUUGAUAAUUUAAUUUAAUUUAAUUUUUAUUAAAAUAAAGUUAUUGAAGUAAACAUACACUAAAAUUUAUAAUCAUUAGAAAUUCAUACAAUAGCUAAUCCUGCAUCUUAUAUAAAAUAAAAGAUAUACUUUUUGUAAAUACCACACAAAAACUAUAUAUAUAUAUAUAUAUAUAAAAUAUAUAAAUAUAGACAACCUACUAACAAGUCAUGUAAAAAUUUAAGUUACUACAUAUGUAUCACAGUACACCUUGUAAUGUCAUUCCACUAUUACUGAAAUAAAGAAAGAUAUCAUCUGUCUAUUU